Sphenostylis stenocarpa is the source of this 813-nucleotide messenger RNA. Lineage: Eukaryota; Viridiplantae; Streptophyta; Magnoliopsida; Fabales; Fabaceae. The record is from the annotation of a GenBank genome assembly.
AUGGUCUCUGCAUUACGGUUCUCUGCCUCUUCCUCAGCGAACCGUGAUCACUUCCAUUCCAAAAUGUACGCUGAUCUCGUGGAGAAUGGAGGGCAAAGGUCCGUGAAGGAGCGCCUUAAUGGGAAUGAUACUAGUGGUCCUACUUGGCUGCAGCAACAACGUCAAAUCACCGGCAAGAGAACUCGAAUAGAGGUGGAGUUUGGGAGACACUGGAGUUGUGGAAUGAGGGUGUUCCCCAAUGUUGUGAUCUACACUGUGUUGAUUGAAGGUGAUUGUUUGCGUGGAGAAGUGGAUGAGGCAAAGAAGAUGACGAGUAGGAAGCAAUUGAAUGGGUUGAAAGACAAUGUUGCCACAAAUACUAGCUUGUUGAAGGGAAUGUGUAUUAAGGGAAAGUCUGAUGAGACUAUUCAGCAAUUGAGGGAAAUUUUCUUUCCGAGACCUAUCAGCCGCCACCCAUAUCUUUUAAGGAACUGUUUGUCAUAUCACUUGGUCCUUCAAGUUGGUUACGAGAUGAUCGAGCAAGCAGUUAAUACUACUGAUGGAAAUAGUAGUAAAUACCAGCCUGAAAUUGCAUGGAAAAGAUGGGAGUUGUUUGUCAUGUUGGAGCAUGUGCAGGCCCAUGUUGCACCAACAGAUGUUGAUCCAGGGGCCGGAGUGCAAUGGCUACCAAAAAUUCUCAGAGGAUCUCCAAAAGUAAUGCGUACAGGCGCUCUUCUUGAGAGAGUUUUUAUGCCUUGUGAUAUGUACUUUCAGUUCACAAGGCAUAAAGGAGGAACUCCAGAACUGAAGGUAAUUCUUUUUGUAUCAUUGUAA